Linum tenue is the source of this 729-nucleotide messenger RNA. Lineage: Eukaryota; Viridiplantae; Streptophyta; Magnoliopsida; Malpighiales; Linaceae. The record is from the annotation of a GenBank genome assembly.
AUGGUGUCAGUCUUCUGCUUUUGCUCCUCUCCCAAUUAUGAAGAGGAAGCUGCAAUCAUCGUUGUCAAUGGCAACUUGAAGCUUGCCUACUCCUAUCCAUUACCUUCCUUGAUCUCCCACUCACCCACCGCUCACCAUUCGGAAAAUGAGGGACUCGCCUACGACCGCUCUGCACAACACUUCAUCGUUGGAUCCCUCCGCCACCGCUCGAUCCACUCCGUCUCCGAUGCUGGCGUCGUCGACACCCUCAUCACCGACCUCUCCCUCCCUCCCAACGCCUCGAUCCUCGGCCUGGCGGUCGAUUCCGUCAACAACCGCCUCCUCGCCGCCGUCCACUCCAUGGCCCCGCUCCCAAUCUUCAACGCCUUAGCCGCCUACGACCUCCGCACCCGCCAGCAGCUCUUCCUCUCCCUCCUCCCCGACGGCGGAGCCACCGGCCGCCCCGUCGCGAACGCGGUGGCCGUCGACUUCAAGGGCAACGCGUACGUCACCAAUUCCUUGGGAACCGAGGAAGGUAACUUCAUCUGGAAAGCAGAUUCGGAAGGAAACGCGUCGAUCUUCUCCAGAUCGGAUAAAUUCACGAAUCCCCCGUCGACCAUGACCUGCCGUACAGCGAAUCGGGGCUCAACGGCGUGGCCUACGUCAGCAAGGGGUACCUUCUCGUGGUGCAGAGCAACACCGGGAAGGUGUUCAAGGUCGAUGAGGUUACCGAGGGAGCGAGGCGGGUGA